AUGGAUGUUUUUAUGAAGGGUUUGUCUAAAGCAAAAGAGGGGAUGGCUGUGGCCGCAGAGAAGACCAAGGAGGGAGUUGCAGUUGCGGCUGAAAAGACUAAAGAAGGAGUCAUGUUUGUAGGUAAGAUGAUCACAGAUGUUUGUUAAAAUGCAAGUCAAACACAGGAUCAGUCAGAUUGCCAACAUUCCUGCUGUAUGCAAGCCCAUCGAAUUCAGCCCAUGCAAGACUACCAUAUGUCCUGGAAAAAUGAGUAAAUUGUACAAGAACAAGGUUUUUUGUUAGUUAAAACCCUAGUCCACCUAACAAGAGAGAAACCAGCAAGCUGCAUGUAUUGAUUGGUUUUUAACCUCCUGUUGACAACAAUAAUGCAGACAGGUUACAAUAAAAACACCUGAUGGUCCUUUCGUUAAAGUCUUUUUUUAAUAAACUAUAUAGCGUAUGUUAAAAACAGUGAUAUUUUACUGCCCACAUCAGCAGUACAGCUGAAAGACUCUUAUAGUAUAUUUAUUAAAACAGCAGUUACUUGGUAAAUCGAUCAGCUGAGAGUUGAUCAAUAUCUCUAAUCUAUUUAUGCAGACCAAUGCCGUAUUUAAUUAUUAAAAAAAAUCCUAUUAGCUAUACGACUAGACAUUUCUAAAACAUAUUCUCGAUAAUAGCAAACAGACAAAUGAAACAGUGAGGUAAGGAAUUGUUUUCAUGCAGAGGAUGUGAUAAGAGGCUCUGCAUGUCCUUCUGCCCUCUCGCCUGACUUGACUGGGCUACAGGCAGGGGAUGGAGCAGGGUGGGGGUGGGGCAGCAGGAUGGUGGGUGCAGCUCCUGCCACAUGUCCAUGCUUUGGAUGGCGGCAGAUUGUAAAACAGUCUCAUCCUGCAGUCAUCUCCUGGAGACAAAAAGGCUAAAGGCCUGGGGUUUUGUCCUUUACAGAGCAGCUUAGUUUGAAAUGGACACUGUUACGGAUAUCUGCUCAGAUUAGAGCGUCUGUGUGAGGGUUUGAGAGUGAACUGCCACAAACGUGUUUUAAUUACUGGCCCAAAAUAUUUCCCUUGUUAUGUAUUAUUAUUAUUAUUUAGAUAAACAUGUAAAAUGGUGGCAGAAAAGUGUGUAAUUAAGGUUAACAAACAUCUGAUUGAAACAUAACAGAGACAGCAUCAAACUCUCUCAAGCUACUUCACACUCUCACAUCACAGCUUUAAUGCCCUUACUGUAAAGGAUAAGAGUCAGCCUUAUCGGUAAGGUACAUGUGUGAAUUGUAAUUAUCGGAUAUUGUCAUUAGCUAUAGAGGUCAGGAUGGCUGUCUUGAUUAAUCCAGUCAUUAUUUGGUAGAAAUAAAAUAAGAAAUGUUUGUUUUCUGCUUGUCACACACCUCAAAAGAUGCCGUUCAAUGAAGUUCAUGCUUUGUCACACCUACUGGGACCUUAUGUACAUAUACUGAUGACACACCCUGUUAUCUAUGCCACAAUUUUCUUUUUCAUUAGUGAGCUGUGCUUGCUAGCCUGUGGUUGGUCUGUUGGGGGGAUGGUCAGAUGACUCAGGGGACUCAGAGCAGGACAUGGGCUCUGAAACCUGCCAGCAGUCACAGAUAUUCUCUUGUAGGUUGUUGACAGUGGGCCCGAAUAUUCACUGACACCCCUGCUGGUGGAUCUGCGCUCACUGUUUGUACCACUGACCCGCUGAUGUUAUGUUUCUGCUACAUUGAAGAGACAGGGAGUGUUACAAGAGAAAUUGUCAGAUGUGUCUACAUUUAGACUGAAUCCAAUUACCAUACAUAUCUAACACGGUAUCCCUGUCACUCAUCAGCUGAGCCAAACAUGUCAAGCUACAGUCAAAACACGUGCGACUCAUUCACGCCCUCUCUACACUUUGUCUCGUCAUCGUUUUUCAGCCUGUGGUGCACAGAAAGGAGAAGUAGUAUUACAGUGACAUCUCUGUGCUCCUACGUGCUGCUUGUUGAGCAUGGUGUUGCCCUAGAAAGCGGUGUAUGAUUUGCUUGAAGGCCCUCAUGGAGGAGGGGUAAGAGUGAUCUGAUAGGUCUGUGGCCCACCUUUUGACAGCUGCUGCUGCUGCAGACCGCCCACCCAGCUGAGCAAUCAACCUGAAAGAGCCAAGAAAGGAGAUGAAAAUGAAAAAAAAAAAAAAAAAAAAACAUGUCCCUCUACAUGCUUUUUAUUGUCCCAAUUGGUCUCAUUCAUAGAACAUCUAUGAGCUUCAUUAUGACAGUAAAGGAUAUUUAUGCAGUACUACAUAAACAGCUCUACAGCAUCACUGUUUGCAGCCUCUAUCUGUAGUUUUACUCACACUGUACUGAAGCUGCAUCACAAAAUAUAAAAAUAUUAGGUAACUGUGUUGCUUGAAUUGAUAGAUGAAAAUAUUAAACUUAAGGGAAAACAUAUUUAAAACUGACUAGGUGUGCACUGAGUGUUUAAGUCCUCUAUGACAAGUAGACACCAUCAAAGUGGGAAAUUUGCAGCUGCGCAGGAAAAGAUUUAUACAUAACACAUGGAAUCUCUUAUUUGCUCCUGUUUUAUAUCCACUGGCUGGACAUUUUCUUUAAAUAUUGUAUUUUUUCAAAUUUUCGUAUUUACACACUCUCUGAGUUUGAAACUCACUUCACAACAGCCACUGUCCAAUCUACUAAUAAGGACAAAUUUUUGUUUAAUUUUUUCAUUUGAUGGUUUAGUAUUUAAAUGAAGCUUUAAAGCAACCAGCUUUAAAGCAGCAUAAUCUCCUUUAAUUAUUAAUAUUCCAAAUGUGUGCCCACAGAUACGAGCCAUUAACUUGAAUGUAGACAAGACAGAUUCACUUCACCAAAGCGGAAGCUGAAAUGGAUGCAUCUCUUAGAUGUACGUUUUGCUUUGAAGCUUUUCUUUUGUACUGGCAGAUCUGAACUUUAUUAUCGUUUCUCAUCUCUCUCAGUUCCCCUCUAAAAGGCCCCGAGGGACCAAUAAGGCUUAUGACUGCUGCACCUUAGAGAGGGUGACCAGGCUGAGUGAUCAGGUCCAGUGAGCACACUGUAGAUUCACCAAAUAGCUGGGUGCAGUUAAAUGGAGACGGAUAAGAUCUGUCAAAAGUUAGGGAACUGAACAAAGCAGAAGUCCUGGUUUAAAGUUUCAUAACUCCUCCUUGAAAGAAAAAAAAAAUACAAAGAUAAUAGAGUACUGCAACCCCAGAGUCAAUAAGAGAACAAAGUAAAGAUAUAGCAAAACUUCAACUUUCAAAACGUAUUCUUUUAUACUGACGGUUAAGAGUUUAGUAUUGAUCAUGUCAGCAGUUAUAAACAGGAUACUCUUUCACUGUGAGACUUGAUAUUGAUUUUCAGGUGUACUGUAGGAUCAUUGUAAUAUAAAUUGUGUUGGCAGGGAAGGGCUAUAUGACCUUUAAGAGAAGGUCAAGGAGCCAGUCACACAGAAAUGUUAAAUUUGAAGAAAUCAGUUUCACUCUCAAUGGAUGAAGUCAGAGGUUAAAAGUUUGUUUGCGUGCAGACAUCAAUCUUGAAAUGUCAAAUAAUACCACUGAAGACUGUGAUUCACCAAGAAAACCACAUGUCUGAUAACUAUCUUUGUUUGUUUUAAUACAGGUAGCAAGGCCAAAGACAGCGUGGGCUCAGGUGAGUUUUGUCUUCAACAUCAUUAAUGUGGCAGUCAGAGGCGAUUAUCAUCAAAGUGACAAAACAGUUAUUCUGACUGGAAAUGAUUUGUUUGUUGUGGUGCUUAAAAGGGAGAGAAAAGGAAGAGAGAAGCUUUUAUUAUGUAAGAUCAUUAAAUGAGAAACAAAAGAGGGCUUACAUGAUUGACAUGCUUUUAAUUCAUCUGCUGAAUUUGUUGGGAUCAUGUUUCAUGUGUAUGUGCACAAUGUCUCUGUGUGUCUGUAGUGGCUGAGAAGACCACUGGUGCCAUGGGGAACAUCGCUGCUGCCACUGGCCUGGUGAAGAAGGACGAGUUCCCUGCUGACAUGAAUGUAUGUACACUCGGAAAAACAUCAUUGGAUCUCAGCUUAAAAGCUGGAAAUGUUUCUGCAGUAUGUCCUCAUGAACUUACAGAUAAUCACUUUGCUACAUCAAGUUGAUUUUUUUAGAGGUGAUUAACAUAUUUUAGAGAGACAAAAAGCUGUUUCUUCUUUGUAUAAAUCUUGGUGUCCAACCAGUUUAUAUUAGUGCAUUGUUUGACUGUGGUUGUGCAGUCUGUAGAAAGUAUUUUCUGAGGUUCUGGAGCCCAAAAACAGUUUGUUGAAACCCUUCACCUUUCAAAAACUAAAGGUAUUGAAUUACUUUUCUUUUAGCAUUCACCUCCUACUCAGCAAAUUUUACAUAUGCCAUAACAAAAUCUGCUUUUCAGUAUUGUGAAAAAAAUGCCCUAACCAUACUCUACCUUAUUUAAAUAGCUCAAUGUUUUUUUUGACAAGCUAAUCAAUAAGUCCUGUGUUUAUUUUAUGAGAUAUGUCAUAUAUUUUCAGAUUCAGUUAGAUUGGGUCACUCACACUACAUUUAAAAGCAACCAGAGCCCUCCCCCUAUGUUACAAUAUGUGGAGACAGUUCGAGUGAAGAAGACUCUAGAUAAAAUUUAGAGGAAUUUCAAUGACUGGUUUCAUUUUUCUGUGAGCAGAGUCUCUCCAGGAGUUUGAACUUUGAACUCCUGGAACCAAAAUAAACACAGAAAAAGACCAAACCUAAAUAAACAGCUGCUGUUACAACCUGAUAUUUAGCUAUAGCAUAACUCUAACUUGCAACUUAAUUUCUCUUGAUGAUACCGAAUAGCAUUCAUUUUUUACCCUUAAUUCCUUAUCCAUUUGAGAUAUUGGAAAUAGUGUUGAGUCAGAUCAGUUAAAAGAACUAUCAUUGUUAUUAUUUUAGAUGUUUUAGAACCACUAAAAUUAUGUUGUUAUUGUAUUCACAGGCUGAGUAGUACUCAUUGUGACAAGCCAAUUAAGAGUCAAGUCAGAACAACGAAGAUUCUCGUAAAGUGCAACAGCUUACUGCCAUUCAUGACUGAGUCUUUUGUGUUUGCCUGCGCACAUUGAAACAGAGACAGGCCCGACCCAGCUCGUCUUCAACUUAAGGAUAUGUUCAUGACCAUUUGGUCAGGAUUGGGUUUCAGGGAAGCCAGAUAUUUUUCUCAACAUUACACUUCAAAAUUCAUGAGCUGUGAUUGACAGCUUCCCAAUUGCAAAAUUGCACUCUGUCUAAAUUCAGGAGCUUUAACCAACUCGCUUCAAAACACAACAUUUCCAUUAUUGCACUCUAAAUAACUGAAGCUCUGUUUGACAACACUGUGAUCUUAAAAAUAGGAGAAGAAGUUAAACAUAUUUGUAAUUUUAACAAUCAUAGAGCCAAGCUUUGAAAUGCGACCAACAAUUUUUCUCUUCCUGGCUAUCUUUUAGAAAGCCUGGCAGUUAAGUGCUCUUCAGACAUAAAGUGAAACAGGGAGGUCUUUGCCCUGCCCUAAGACUUCCUCCGUCUGAGCUGGACCCUCUCCACUGUGUGGAUAAUCCUGUAAAUCUGACAGACUGCUCUAAUAGGCUUCCUUAUGACUAUGUCUGGGUGGUAAAACAGCUCAUUUUAACACCCUGACGGCAGACGGUUAAACUGCUGGCUUUUUUUUAACAUCUGCAGCUCCGCCUUAUGUUGAAUUCUAGCUGUCCUGUGAAAACAAAAAAGAUAGUCACCAUACUGUUCUUUAAAACUGCAUUUGUAAGUACUUUUAAUUCAAUAAGAUAUUUUCUUAUAAGUGUGUCUUAAAAACUCACAGGUCGUCUCUAUUGUUCUCAUGACUCUCAGAUGUGGAAAGUGCGAGCCAUCAGGCAUUAACCUAUCUUUAUUUUUCUCCUCAGUUGUAAUCACAUAAAAUGCCAUUUUUCUACAGUGAUGAUCUGUCUGAUUUGGUGCAACUCAACAGUGGUUUUCCAUUGUGCUGCUUUCAAGGCCAUGCUAAUCAUGUUGCCAGGCUUAUAGCUAUAACAGCAGCUUGUAAUAGUACAUAGGAUUAUAGUCUGUACUUCACUGACCUAAUUGACUUGAUUAGUGCUGGGUUUAAAAAUAAAUGUGUGCUGACCCACUAGCUUAAUUUUCAGAGCCUGUAGAGCAGGUGCAGUAAUGAUGGAGUGCUGUCAGAAGGAGAUAAAGUCGUUUUAAGCUACUGUAGACAAGGCUGACUGUGUCAAGAUAACAAGUGAUUUUAUAUUUUUCACUUUAACCAUAUAUGUUAAAAGACAUGGCUAGUUUGGUCUUGUUUGCAGUCAAUGACACAAACAAAAGACCAGAAGUACAACUGCUUAUUAACUCAGCUUACCUUUACUGUCCUCUGAUCCAAAGCCUUGUUUCCACCAUUGUUGAAAAAAGAACAAAAUCAAAUCAUUGAUUACAUUUUGUGUGUAUCUCUGGACCACUGUUAACAGAGGCCACUGAAGUUAGCUUUAUAUGAACCUACUGCUGUCAUAGCAACUUUGUCCAAUGCCAUAAAUGUAUCAGAGUUUGCAGCUGAAAAAAGAACCCAAUAUUGACUAAGUUUCACUUAUUUGAGCAAUGUUUAGGUAUAAAAAACUCAGCAUAAUGUAUAAAUUGAAAUACAAUAUACGGUGUACAGUGAAGAGCCAUGAUUUUUCAGUGGGCUAUAAUUUUGUUCCAAUUUUGUUCCUUGAAGAUGCAUCGUGGUAGUGAAGGCAUUACCAUGUUUUUAUAUGGCACCUUUGAUUUUAAGAAAUCCAGAUGGCUCAGUUGAUAUGCAAAAAGGAAUAUGUUGCAUUACUUCUAUUAAAAGCUUACUGUCUUCUGAUUGGCCACCUUUCCGGAGGCUGGCUGAGGGCAGAGCUCAGAGUUUUGGGCCCGCUCCCUCUAUUGUGGUCAUGUUAAGCAAUUAAGUAGUCUGGCAGAGCAGCUUUACCCCGCUCAGCUGUGGGUAUCAUUGUAAUGAUCUCAUGAGUUCUACAGAGUCUCUGUGAGAUACCAUGUGAUCUGAUCUCCCAAUGAACCGUUUUGAACAGUUUACAUCCAUUUUCUAGGAUUAUUACAACAACAUACCUUUACCUCGCAGUUUGAAAAUUUGCAUACCUUAUGUAUGGACACCAAAGAUUGAGACUUUAAAUUUUCUUGAGUUUUCAAUAAUCCAAACCAUGAACACUGUGAAUAUUACAAUCAUGCUCCUCCUUUUGUGAGAAACUGCUGUUUUUGUUUCAGUCGAUACUUACAAAGUGUCCAUGUUAACAUGAGCAAUGUGAAGAUUCUUUUGGAGGUUUAUCAUUUUUAUUGUCUUUUUUUUUAGCACCUUAGCAUGUAUAAACAGAUAGCCAAUAUAAUCUCCUAAGUAUUAUGAUGAAACAAUGUUUAGUAUCAUAUAUAGAAGUAUCAUUUCGACUGGUGUGUUAUCCACACAAAAAUAAUCACAAGAGAUGAGAGAUGUUGCCUCCAGCCUCAAAAAAGUCAAGCCUUCACAUGUAACACCCUUGUCGCUUAAAUGGUCCUUGGUUCCAUGUCUCAAAUGUAAUCAUUAUGUGUGAGAGGUUCAAACCAAAGCUCUAAUUGAUAUUCAGAUAAAUAAAACUAUCUAUCAGCCUUGUCUUUCAAGGUAAAGCAACAGCAAUUUGCUACAGUAAAUCAGUCAUCCCUAAAGUGUGUGGCACUGCUCAAGGCACAUGUAGCCAGAAAGAACAUGCAGUGCAGAACCAUUGUCCUGACCUAAAGAAACCUUUUUCACAGUGAACAAUACACGAACUGGACGUGCACACAAGCAACGCUGUUCAUUCAAACAUGGAGAAAUAUCAGACAAAAAGAAAGCUGAAUUUCCAGAUUUAAACAAGACUGGCGACAGUGAUCAAUUAAGAAACCAAGUCAAGGAACAGUGGUGAAGACUUUCUCUGUGGUUCAAAAAAGGACUGUAUGCUAAGUUGCUAAACCUGUGCAAACCAUUCAAAAAGACAUAUUGCCACUGACAAAGAACGGGCAGAAAAUAAAACCCGUGUUGUUUUAAGUCAAAUAAAGAAAGCUGACAUAAAGCGUAAAAUCAUUUAACAACUUCACAAUAAAAUGGUAAGAACUACCUCUUCAUCCAGCUUAUCCGGCCUAGUCAGGAUGAGAGUGCACAGUACAGCUCUGUGCAGCACAACAGGGACGUGCUUAUGGAUCAUCUGAGUUAUGAUAAUAUACAAAACUGGAGCAAACUGCACAGAGCUGCAGAACUUUAUGGGCAUCUGUCAUAUCUUCAUAUGUUUUGUAAAUUAGACCUUGAAACAGCAGAUCGCAGAGUCGAAUGAUGAUAGCACCAAGAUUUGUGCAAUCCAUUCUCAGUGCAUACAGAUUUGCCAUGUGCCAGAAACCCCACACCUCUUCACUAAAAGUGCAAAUUAUAUUAAGGUUUUGUGUUUUUUUGAAAAGUAAUAGAUGUAACAAUCUGACGCUGUGGCUAACAGUAGUUGUACAGAUCUGUAUCGUUCAUGACAGACAUAGUUUGUGAACUGCUGUAGAUCAUGUUUCUGUUAAUCACCUUCACCUUCUCUCUGUCUCUGCAGCCUGAGGAGUACGGGCAGGAGGCCAUGGAAGGCCAGGGAGAGGGGAUGCUGGAGCCAGAAGGGGAGACAUACGAUGAGAACCAGGUGGGUAAUCAGCUUACCCCACAUACAUUCAUACAUGCAAACACACACACGCACACAGACAAACACAAACACACACAAUCAGAUCCCUUACAAGUCUCUGCUGGACAAUAAAACAUCCUUUAUCUCUGCGGUUCAAUUGCACCACAUGAUUUGACUGUGAAUAGCUUUCUGUGUGUUUUAUGAUAAGCCUGUAAAACCAGAGAAGCCAAGAACCUCAGUCGGAGAAGAGUCCAUUCACUUACAGUGGAUGGAGGCUUAUUAGUAUUCAGCAGCUCUGCAUGCUUACACAUUUUAGCUGUAUUGCAUUUCAAUAGCCCUCCACACUUGCCCUCCACUCUAUGUCCCACACAAACACUCAAGCUCACACCGAGAUAAUUCUUCUUUUUCUCUACAAAUGAAAACAAAGGGCUCAACAAGCCAAUUGCCACAUGGAGCACAGUGAAUUUAGCACCACCUACCUACAGUGAGCACUGGGUGUGUGUCAGUGUGUGUGUGUGUGUGUAGAGGAAAGAUGCGAGUCUGACACAGAUGGUUAUUUUUGGAUUUUGGCUGUGAGGGGCGAGACACUGUGUGCAGCAGCCAUUGCAUUGGAAACCGAUUUUAAAUCGCUAUGAGGAAAUAAAAUGAUACAUGAUGAACAUGAUACAAAAGAGUCAUAUAGCGUAUAAUAAUUUGAAGCACAGCACCUGGUAUGUGUAGUAAGAAAGCGUUUGAUAUCCCCAUACAUCGUAGAAUAUUCAGAAAAAGCUUUAGUGGGAGGAAGGUUUAGUGUGAGAUUUAGCGUUAACUCUAAUAAUGAUCCAUUAAUUCAGUGCAUUUGGCCGGAUUUUCUUUCCAUUCCCACUUUAUCAGUGGAUUAUUGCAUUAAUCUGUUAAAGGAAUAAAACUGAGGUUUUUCCCUGCGAUGCAAAUGAGAAGUGAAUUUCUCAGAGGCAGCAGCUUGUAUCAUCCAUGUCCUCCUCCAUCUCUCUCCUACUCCUCCGCAUCUCUCUCCCCUCCCCCAUCCAUUGCUACACCAGCAAUGUGCGAGAUCUGCCUGAAUGGGUGUGGUGAUGACGCUCUCUGCCUCUGUGCAUUGUGGGUAAUGUCAGGGUCUCCCUGCAUUGCUGUAAAUAUGGAGUCUGAGUGCUGCAGAGUGCACAGAGCCUUCUUAAUGAGGAUUUGGAGAUAAAAAUCUAUCUCAUGCAGUAUCGCUGUUUGUUUUUUUCACAUGUCAGAUGACCUGAGACUGUUGCAUUUUCCUGGAGGCUGUGUUGUGUUUUUUUUUUUUUUUUUUGGUUCUGUGUGUGGUGGAGGAGGCGUGUGCAGGGUUACAAGGAAGCUGGGAGUGUGCUCACGACACGUCCUUGAGGCUGCCGUAGGCUUGUGCUGCCCUCUGCAGGCCAGAGAGAGACAAUGAGCCACGAACAGCCAUGAUGGAGUGACAUCAUUGGCUUUAGCAGAGCCAUCAUAUCUACCAUGCACUUAGCCUGAAAACCAGUUGAGCAGUAUCGUAUGGGAGCCACAUUUUAUUAGAGUAUGAAUGUGGAACUUCUUUGUGCUGCACGUGUGACUUGCUUGUUUCUUACAGUGGUUUCUCUUUCCCCAGGAGAGCCAGGACUAUGAGCCAGAGGCGUAA
Xyrichtys novacula (pearly razorfish) is the source of this 10196-nucleotide messenger RNA. Lineage: Eukaryota; Metazoa; Chordata; Actinopteri; Labriformes; Labridae. The record is from the annotation of a GenBank genome assembly.